UCCAUGAAUUUCCCGACUUUGCCUGUGUCUUUUUAAAGCCUACAUUUAUACUUCAAAGUUAUUUUCUGUAAUUAUGCCUGGAUUCGUGCUUGAAGAACCUUUCCCGCUAGCACGUUUUCAUAACACAGUCGGCGAGAAUGAUAUUCAGUUUUUUACUGUUGGCGUAAAUGCUUUGGAAUCGCCAUCAUCCACCCUUUUAAACGAUGAUGAUUCGGUAGAUCAUAAUUAUGAUGUUGACUCCGUUGCUAUAACUGUACAAGGCGAAGGCUUCAAAGUUUAUAACACAACCGAUCAGAAAUGUAUCAACUCAUGGAUUACGCCUCCCGGCAUCGCCUUUGUAGGCCCUGCUACUCACAUCACCGGCGGUAGAGAUACUGAAGCCGUUGAUUAUACUUAUGCUAUUGUUGCUUCUGGGCCUGAUGUCACGGAAGAUGAAGAGGGCAAAAUUAUAUGGUUAUGGAAAAACACCAGGAAAGGCGACAAUCAAGAAUUGGAGAAAAUUACAAAGACGUUUGAUGAGAAAAUGUGCGCUAUUCAUACUUCAACAGCUUUACCUUCUCAUGUUAUUAUGGUUGGCGAAAAUGGAUCCAUUGAUUUAGCUACCAAAGAUUUGGAUCGUUUGACUGCCAAACAAAAAGUACAGCAAAAUAGCGGAAAAGUAAUUUGGUCUACUGUUCUCGUUACCUCAAAUGCUCACACACGACCUUGUUGUAUUCCCACAUCUAUGGUGCCUUCCAUGUCUACUAUUGUUGUCACAAUCAGCAGUCAUACCAACAAAAAUGAAGAAGCCAAUCAUUAUGUUAUGAAGCUCAAUCAUGUCAAUGUUGAACGCCGAAGCAUCGAUAUUUUAACAACGACCGAUUUGAAGUUGACGGCUAAGCCUAUCGCUUUCACUUUAGAACCUAAUGAUGGACGUAUAACCAUUUUGACAGCUGAUGGCACAUGGACUAUAUAUCGUUUGCAGCUUAAACAUAGCUCAUCUAAAAAGAUCUCUUGUUCACUUAGUGAACAUUUAAGUAUUCCCUUGAAGGGAUAUCGAUUCUAUGAUGAGCAUGUGGGCUCUACAGCAGCCCUUGCACCUUUAUCUGACAGUUACGUCGCUUUAGUUGCACCACGUACAGCUUCCACCAAGAAGUCAUCAACAGCAAAUUCGAAUGAAGUUGAGCAUGUUGUGAGUGUAUGGGAUGUCAAAUAUGGUACACUCCAGGCCGAACAAGUAGUUAAAAUGAACGAAAAACAUACAUUCAGUAAAAAUCCUUGCGUUUACAAUAUUGCCGUAUUACCCAAUUCACAUCUUGCUGUUACUGUUUCAGCUGUCGCCAAGAAACCUGUCAAUAAGAGCGUAAAAUCCUCCAAAAAGAUGGUUGAAGCUACCUCAGCAGUUAUGCUUUGUCCUUAUUACAGCGAGCCUAUCUCUUUAUUGGCCGCUUUGGGUAAAAUGAGGCAAACAGUUGACUUUAUGGGUAUCAACCAAGACUUAUCAUCGGACGAAAACUUUGGUUUUUGGCGCAGUGGUAAAGAAGCAGUAAGCAAGGAAAUUAGCCUUCAUAAUGGCAUUGAAGAUGCGGGUCUGGUUUACGAUAAAUGGGUGGCUAAAGUUGAAAAGCGACAGAAGAUGGAAAACGACACCUUAGCAAAAUUAAUGGACAGUGAUAUCAGUCAGGAGGAGUUCACAUCUGUCUUUUUCGACUAUGUGCAUUUUGAUCGCAGUGAAAAGGAUACUGAAGGUGAUAUUGAAAUGAAGGAAAUUGCCACAUCAUCUGCAGAUUCUAUUGCAGUUAAAACGGAAGAAUAUCGGCAGAAGAUGAACACAUUCAGUAAACGAUCGCUUAAAAAGAAACCAGAAGAGUUGUCACAGUUCUUCCUUUCUAAUAUUGUUGCUAAAUGCUUCAAAACGAAUACCACUACUACUGAAGACAAAAGCAAAGCUACAAAAGAAUUUUGGCCAGUUGAUGUCAUUUUAUACUUGAUGGCGAGAUCUUCGUUACGUAGCAGUUAUGCAGAUAGAGGCAUAAUCAACUCUAUUUUGAGCAGAAACGACUGGGCUAUUGUACCGCUUGUACUCGAAAAAGCGCAUGAUAUACCAGAAAACGACCUUGUCACCCUGCUGAAGGCUUUGAUUGCAUUAUGUCAUGAUAAAGUCAACGGGGCAGAAUGGAGAAGUCGAUUCAGUAUAUAUAUGAAAAUGAUUGUAGACGCACCAAGGAAUGACAUCUUUUUACAGCAAAGCUUAAAACGUAUCACUGCGUCAGAGCUACAAUUAAUUCUGGAAACAAUAGUUGAAUGGUUGAAGGAUAGGUCCUCUAACUUGAGCAAACACGCCAAUAUUGUCAAUUUUGCGAAUGCCAUAUUAGACGUACAAUAUCCUACUAUAAUUUUAGAAGCUUCACUUCAAGCUACUGCCACAACAUUACGACAAUUGGUGGCAAGCGAAAUAGAAGUUACAGAUGAUUUAGAACAAUUACGAAAUAUUUUAGGUGCUUAUGAUCGUAAGAAUAAGCAUCUUGCAGCGAAACAAGCAAUUCAACAAGCGCAAUCUAGAGAAGCCUCUGUUAAGAAGGAUGCUCCUAUGGAUGAAUUGACUAAAUUCCGUCAAAAACACAAAGGAAAAUUCGGUGGUGAGCAAGGUAUACCAGUUUAUAGAGUGGAAGUGUUUAGAUUUUAAUAGAAAGACGAAGAAACCA
Molecule: messenger RNA, 2684 nt
Organism: Mycotypha africana
Lineage: Eukaryota; Fungi; Mucoromycota; Mucoromycetes; Mucorales; Mycotyphaceae
Exons: 4
Coding region: 74-2665 (863 amino acids)
Biological process (GO): maturation of SSU-rRNA
Cellular component (GO): nucleolus
Molecular function (GO): RNA binding
Source: RefSeq, a predicted model, not a curated record